This is a messenger RNA of Cottoperca gobio, 905 nucleotides long. It is a transcript of the gene cep20, whose product is annotated as centrosomal protein 20. The transcript is spliced from 4 exons. NCBI's taxonomy places the organism in Eukaryota, Metazoa, Chordata, Actinopteri, Perciformes, Bovichtidae. Gene Ontology annotation, molecular function: protein binding. Gene Ontology annotation, biological process: microtubule anchoring; cilium assembly. Bases 48 to 548 code for a protein of 166 amino acids. Gene Ontology annotation, cellular component: ciliary basal body; centrosome; motile cilium. The record is from RefSeq and is a predicted model, not a curated record.
CCAAACAUUACAUCCAGACAGUUGUAGUUACACAACUUUGUCACUAGAUGGCAGAAGUCUAUUGUAUGAAGUUGCAGACAGACAGUCGUUUGUUUACACUUGUUGCAAUGGCGACCAUCACUGAACUGAAGUGUGCCGUGAGGGAAACACUGGAGUCCCGUGGUGUGCUGGGCCAGCUGAAGGCUCGUAUCCGGGCAGAGGUGUUCAGCGCCCUGGAUGACCAGCGUGAACCUCGUCCGCCGCUGUCUCACGAAAACCUGCUCAUCAACGAGCUCAUCCGGGAGUACCUGGACUUCAACAAGUACAGAUACACUGCGUCGGUCCUGACAGCAGAGUCAGGCCAACCUGAAGUUCCCUUGGACAGACAGUUCCUGGCGAAUGAACUGAAAGUCACAGAGGAUACGAGCUCCAAGUCUGUACCACUUCUCUAUGGCUUGCUGUGCCACUUCAUGAACAGCAGUGAUAACGGUGGAAAGGUGUUUCUGCGGGGGGGCUCUCUGCCUGUUGGUGCUACUGCCAGCAACACUGUACCUGGACCUGAUGCCUAAAAGUAGAUGCACUGAGUUCUGGCACAGCAUGGACUAAAAGGAUGUCUUCACACAAUGUUUUGGGAGGAUAUAAGUGACAUAAUCUUCAAUAGUGCAAUCUGCGGACAUUGCAGCAUGGACUACAUGAAUUCUGCUCAUAGAAAUGCACAAAUCCUUUGUAUUGUAUUGUAUCUAUUGUAAUAUCUGGUUUUCCCGAUACCGUUAGCAUCAGUCGUGGUGGUACGGCUUGCAUUCAUCCAUAUUGCUAGUUCAGAUACCAUUCCUUGACGUCUUCUCUAUUUUAAUUUACAAACGUUUGAUCAUUUUAUAUUGUCUUUAAGUUGUUCAAAAAUAAAUGUUUUAUAUUUAUUCACUUCA